GAUCGUUUAGUUGUGCCUGGGAGGUCAGAGGUCAGUGUGCGCGCGCUCUCAUAUAGCACAAGGAACCGACCGGUGACAACAAAAAUCCCAAAGACAUAGCCAUGCUCGAUGAUUGUCUUUCAAAUAGUAAAGCUACAAAACUAAGCGUCUUGUUUUAUUUAUGAUUGUUGGUUUUCUUUACGUAUCGGUUAGUCUGGCUAGCCUCGUUAGCCACUUUAGCUGGCUGAUGAGGGAAUCACAAGCUAACUGCCUCGAGUUCAAGCUAGCUUAACCGAAAAACGCAGAAUUCUUCGACUUGGGAAUAACAAACUAAAGAAAACAUGCAGGACUUACUGGCCAACGUGGAUCAUAUCAAAUUUGACCUGGAGAUAGCUGUGGAGCAGCAACUGGGAGCACAGCCUCUGCCGUUCCCCGGCAUGGAUAAGUCCGGGUCUGCAGUAUGUGAGUUCUUCGUGAGAGGAGCUUGUAUAAAAGGCGGGAUGUGUCCGUUUCGUCACAUCAGUGGAGAAAAGACGGUGGUGUGUAAGCACUGGCUCAGAGGACUGUGCAAGAAGGGAGAUCAGUGCGAGUUUCUUCACGAAUAUGACAUGACCAAGAUGCCAGAAUGCUACUUCUACUCAAAAUUUGGUGAAUGUAGCAACAAGGAAUGUCCCUUCCUGCACAUCGAUCCAGAGUCCAAGAUCAAAGACUGUCCAUGGUAUGACAGAGGCUUCUGCAAACACGGUCCUGACUGCAGGCAUAGACACACAAGAAGGGUGAUCUGUGUGAACUACCUGGUGGGCUUCUGUCCAGAAGGCAAAUCCUGCAAAUUUAUGCACCCUCGCUUUGAAUUGCCAAUGGGAGCUUCUGAACAACCUCCUCUCCCACAGCAGGCCCUGAACCAGACAAAGACUCUGCCUACCACCGGUCGCUCCUCUCUAUCCCUAAUCCAGCUGACCAACUCCAGUCCAGGUCAGCGGAUGCAGAAUAACUUCAACACUGCUGUUCAGCUAAACAACAUGACUGCCAACAGAGGGCCUCGUCCUCUGGACCAGGUUACCUGCUACAAGUGUGGAGAGAAGGGCCACUAUGCCAACAAAUGCACCAAAGGUCAUCUUGCCUUCCUUAGUGGACAGUAACCUUCAGGCUCAAGGUUCGAACACCACAGUGCUGUAAGCUCGCUGCUCCGGUAUGAGCUGAAGACAGGAGACCUCUGUGCUCCACAGGCUGGUGUCAAACCCAAAGAUUUAAAACUCCACUUGUGUGUGCCACCUCACACAGACUGAAGCAAUGGAUGAAAGAAACAAAUACAUAUAUAUUGCCUUUACAAACUGUGGACAUGAUAAAAAUGACACCAGAAAAUGUUUGUGUGCAUUUCAGUUUUCAUACUGUACAGCACACAGCACCACACUGAAGACGAAGGUGUAAGAACAUGACAGGAUCCAGUUUACAGCAUCUUCAAGGGCGCAGUCCUUUAACCCUUCGUCUUUUUAUACGACUCAGGUCAUAUGACUGCACUGAACAAGUGCUAUUGUUCUGUCAUUCUAAUGAAUCUGUUUGUAUUGUGAUUAAUGGUAGUGGGAAUGUACACUUUGGCAGUUUUUACUCUGUUGCCUAGAAAUCACUCUUUCCACACACUUAAGUUUCAGACAUUUGAACCUGCAGAUUUGCAACUGCUUGGAAGCCCUGUGUUUUUCCAUGUGAGGAUUCAGCAAUUAUGGAUCACUUAAAGAUUGUUUUGUUGACAAAACACUGGAUCUGGAGUUAUUGUCUGUGCCAGUAAAUGUUAGAUUUACCUGUGAUCCCCCUUGAUGUUCGCACAAUUAUGGGUUUACGCAGACAUAGUAGCUACUCUUAGUUAUCGUUAAAAUUUCCGUGCAUAAAAGCAGAUCCCACAAAGAAAAUGUGAUAGUGACAUAGUUAUAUAUAAUUUUAUUGGUCACAACAAUCACAACAAGGUAGAAAGAGCGGUGGCCGCUAAGAGGUGGCCCCAGAUGGUCUGAUGGCUGCAGUCAUCAGUGGUACUUCCUCCAGCGAUCAUGUUCUGCAAAAGGAAACAGCAAUGAAGGCAAACAUCAACGACUGGAGAGAAAGAGUUGAGAUGUAAAAAGGAGCUAAGCAGUGUAUAUAUUUCUUACUGAUGUGGUCGUAUUCCCAAACAUAGCUGAGGGCCACAUAACCAAACAGCAGCAUAGCCACACCACCAAUGCCUCCCUUCUUCACAUUGAUAUACUUGUUGUAGUAUCUGUCAUGUCCUGGAAGAAAAGACAAAUAUAACUGGAAACAGAAGACACCAACAGGUUCAGUGUCUUUUCUAAAAAAAAAAAAAAAAAAGUGACCUGAAUGAAUUCACCUCGAUUAAACAGUUUCCAAGCUUUUAAUUUUUUU
Melanotaenia boesemani (Boeseman's rainbowfish) is the source of this 2367-nucleotide messenger RNA. It is a transcript of the gene cpsf4, whose product is annotated as cleavage and polyadenylation specific factor 4. Gene Ontology annotation, molecular function: RNA binding; zinc ion binding. The transcript is spliced from 8 exons. NCBI's taxonomy places the organism in Eukaryota, Metazoa, Chordata, Actinopteri, Atheriniformes, Melanotaeniidae. Bases 321 to 1118 code for a protein of 265 amino acids. The record is from RefSeq and is a predicted model, not a curated record.